Messenger RNA from Periophthalmus magnuspinnatus, 3554 nucleotides. It is a transcript of the gene syt14a, whose product is annotated as synaptotagmin XIVa. The record is from RefSeq and is a predicted model, not a curated record. The transcript is spliced from 9 exons. NCBI's taxonomy places the organism in Eukaryota, Metazoa, Chordata, Actinopteri, Gobiiformes, Gobiidae. The coding region runs from base 3 to 1721 and encodes 572 amino acids.
UCAUGGCGAUUGAUGGUGGCGAGCGCAACUGUGGCGUUCAUGAGCUGAUCUGCGUCCGAAAAGUGUCUCCUGAGGUGCUGGGGUUUCUGACGGCCAUCGGACUCUUCAUCAUUCUUAUGACCUUCUUGUUCUGGUACCUCAACAACAAGCUAGCCCUCGAGAACCCAGGCAGCCUGCCGUGCCUUGACAACUUCAGGAAAAACACAGAGCUGCAUGAAAAGCCCUAUGCAGAUGCACAUCUGCACGGCUCCUCAUCGGACAGUGAGGAUGAGCUGAUGGGGCAGUACCAGGAGGCCGUGAGCCGCUCCCAGGGGCUCAGAGGAGGGGCGCGCUCUUCCUCCAAACCACUGGGGGGCUUCUGCUGGGACACACGACACAAGUACAGCCUGCUCACUGCUGAGUACGACGGGUACAGCAGCGACGCCUCUGCUGACGAUGCUAACUGUAUCCAGCGCAUGAGCCGGACCCCUCCUCUGGACGAGCUGCAGCCUCCGCCCUACCAGGAUGAGAAUGGGUCCCCCCGCAUGUCCUGCACUCUGUCUGACCUGGGGGACGCCAAGUGCGACCUGUCCCAGACCAGUGGUAGCCCACAUAUGUCCUACAGCAAGUGUCCAAGUGAGGGCAGCGACGGGCCCGAGACAGAGAGCUACCUGAACAAGGGCUAUGAGGAGGAUGUGCCCAGUGACAGUACAGCCGUGCUCAGCCCAGAGGACUUGUCAGCCCGAGGAUCAGCAGCACAGCUCCCUAAAGGCUAUGAGCCGGACCCCAUAGCCAAGUACGGCACACUGGAUGUGGUGUUCGACUAUGACUCGGAGGACCAGCAGCUGGGCGUCACCAUCAUGGCCGCCACUGACCUCCCCCCGGUGAAGCGGACAGGGAACCUCUCCUGGCAGGUGCAUUUGGUUCUGCUGCCCACCAAGAAGCAGAGGGCCAAGACAGGUGUCCAGAGAGGGCCCUGUCCCAUCUUCACUGAAACGUUCUACUUCAGUCACGUGGAGGCGGAGAUGAUUGGGAACUACGCCCUCAGGUUCAGGCUCUACAGCAUGAGGCGCAUGAAGAAGGAGAAGGUGCUGGGAGAGAAGGUCUUCUACCUCACCAAACUCUGCCUACAGGGGAAGAUGUCUGUGCCUGUCAUACUGGACCCCUGCUGCACACUACCAGGCGGGGAAUCACAAGUCAGCCUUUCAGACAUGACAUGCAGUGAAAGCGCCUCAUCAUUCCAGUCCGUCAGCCAAACCUCAACACCGGAGAUCCUCGUGGGCCUGGUGUACAAUGCCACAACGGGACGCCUGUCAGUGGAGGUCAUCAAAGGAAUCCAUUUCAAAAACCUGGCUGCCAACAAGCCACCCAAUGGGCUGUUCUGUUGUUUAAAACACUUGAUAGGGGGACAGGUUUAUAUAAUCAGAGACACAUAUGUGAAGCUGACCCUGCUCAACUCCAUGGGCCAUGAAAUGUCCAAGUGUAAGACGUCCAUCUGCAGAGGCCAGCCCAACCCCACAUACAAAGAGACCUUCAUCUUCCAGGUGGCUCUGUUUCAACUUUCUGAUGUGACGCUCAUUCUGUCUGUCUACAACAAACGCAGUAUGAAGCGUAAGGAGAUGAUUGGCUGGAUCUCUCUGGGCCUCAACAGCUCCGGAGAGGAAGAGCUCUCCCACUGGACUGAGAUGAAAGAGUCUAAAGGACAGCAGGUUUGCCGCUGGCACAGUCUGCUGGAGUCCUAACAGUGACAGGUCAGGUGUAACUGUACAGCCCUCUGCCCCAGAGGGGGAUAAGGAGCAGCCGGCUGCAGCCAGGAGACACGACAAGAGACAGAGGAAACCAGGAUCAGCACAUCUGUGAAGAGGAGCACAAACAGUGUCUCAUGGAAUUCUCACACAUACGACAUGAUCUUAUACAGGCACUUUGUCUUUUGGCUCAGCUUCAUCUAAAACACUUUUGAGUUAUGUUGGUGAAGCUGGUCAUCUUGUUUGUUCAUGUCAUACAGACAAUGAUUUCCAAGUAUUAUGUUGUCAUGUAUUAUUUUAUUUCCUUAAUGACGUUUGAAAUUAAAUAUUUAGUUUGGCCUAUCGGCCUGUAAUAAAGUUAAAUUUCUAUAUUACAGUACACUAAUGAAAUGUUCAGGGUAGUUUUGGGUGAAAUUAGACAAUCAAAACAUUUACCUGUGAAUGUUCUAGUAGAACUCUAGUUUAAACAAGGGAGGAGUGUAUUUUUUAUUUUUUUUUUAUUUUGCCGCAUAUUGAGUUGCCAAAGUUUUUUUAAUCAUCAUUUAUAUGUUUAUGUAAUGUAUUAUUUGAUUAUUAUUUUCACAUACUGUUACUGAUUACUGAAUGUGGCCUAUAUGCUGUGGCAUAGUUUGAACAAAGAUGUUUUAAAUAGAAAAUGUGAGUAAGUAGUUAAGUGGUGGUUGUUUGGUGUUAGAUAUCUAUUCACCAUUCUUAAGACCAUACGUUCAGUCAACUUUUCACAAAACAUUUCAAUAUCAAUGUUUCUGUCAUCCACUAUAGGUACUCUUUGCACUACUUGCUUUUGUACAACAGAUUAUAGAUCCAAAGUUGACAUAUGCGGAGCUGUUAUGUACCAAGCACACACAAAACAAGAAUGAGAUCGUUCUAUUCAUGACAAAGUACAGAAUGUUACAGGCAUUUCUACAUAGCUCACUCACUUACACACUUAAAUUUUCAUUUUCUAUUGACUGUGCCUGUAGAAUCUAAACCAGUGAUGUGUUUACUGAGUAUGUGUGCGUACAAGAUCACAAGCUCUUUUAUAGCUUUUUCAUAUUUUCGUUUUAAUGCCAUUUGGUAUUUAGAUAAGCCACUUUUGAUUGUCUGCUACAUACUUUAUAUAUAAAUGUUUCAUAUCUAUUUUUGUAACAAAGAUUGGUAACCCAUCCUAGAAGCAAUACAACAGAAUUGGUAAAUGAAUUGUUCGAAUGUUGCUGUGAUACAGUAAGCACAACAGCUGAACAGUUUAUACGAAAGAAUCGGCACAGCACAUUCAAAGUAAACAGGAGCAAUGACACCCUUUAUCUGAUAAUAGGACCAGCUGAAUAAAUUGUCUAUCAUUGUUAGUAUACAAUCUCUGUAGUUAUAACAGUCACACCACAGAAACAUUUCCAGGCUGGUGUAAAGGUGAAAAUUAUACAAAAAAAAUCAUGCAUUAAUUAUCAACAUAAACUCACAGCACACCAAGUACCUUAGGUGUGACUGACAUGUUAAAACUGCCACGUACAUUGCAAUUACCUGGUACUGUUAAAACGUGUGUAAAUUGAAAAAUUUGAAACUACAUCACACCAAAGUGAUUCUAUUUUUGACAAAUGUAGUUUUUUUUUUUUUUUGUUCUUCAUAUAGGACGAAGUGUUCCCCAAAAUUACAGCUGUAGACAACUUUUUCUGUGUUAUUACUCUUUCCUUAAUUUGUUUACUACCUAUGCCGCUGAUGGCAUUGGUGCCUUACUGUUUUUCACUCAGUCAACUUGUGUCAAGUGUCUUAAUGUACUGUAAAUCUACUACUUUUCCCUCUGUAACCAGAUUUAUUCGUAAAGUCUUUAUGAUGAAA